This is a messenger RNA of Gymnodraco acuticeps, 1717 nucleotides long. RefSeq lists its product as uncharacterized. Lineage: Eukaryota; Metazoa; Chordata; Actinopteri; Perciformes; Bathydraconidae. The transcript has 5 exons. The record is from RefSeq and is a predicted model, not a curated record. The coding region runs from base 712 to 1623 and encodes 303 amino acids.
CUACGACUGAAUUAACACUUAUGAUAUUGUUACACUGUUUUUGCAAUAGUUGUUAGUUGUUAGUUUGUGUUUAACUCUGUGUGUUGUUAGCGCUGAAGUACUGUAACUUUUGUUAGCUAACGCUAUCGUCAUGUAUUUACAGUAAAUGUCAGCGUUAACAGCAGCUGAUUUAUUACUCAUCACACAUGGCAAAAUAGCUGUCAAAUGUGUUUUACAGGUGUAUCUUGUUAACACUGAUCCAAAAUACUGCAUAAUUUGACUCUUUUCAUUGCUGCAGCUCUACUUACUACGGUACAUUUUAAUCGGGUAAAUACUACAGUAUUCAGUCUUAAAACUUUUGUUUUGCUAUCUUCUAUUAUACUUUUGUUAUUAUUUUAUGGCUAAAGAUGUUACCCAUCUGCUUUUCAGUCUGUCUAUUCAUGUAAUAGAAAAGUUGUUACCUAGUCAUUACAAAUCCCAAUGAAUGUAAACAUGAAAUAAAGUGAGUUCACUCACAUUGACAGGGCAAUACAUAAUCAAUCUUCCUGCCCACCUGCCCCUCUGUUUGUUUGUUUGUCUGCCUGUCUGAUCAUGUAAUAUAACAUGUGUUACCUAUACAAAUCCUGGUUAACGUGAAUGAAUGAAAUGAAUAACUCUGCUAAUAUAACAUAUGAUGAUUUGUGCACUUCUUAAUAUAUAUUUUGCAUUGUGUUUUGCUGUGUGCAGGAGAUAAUGAAGAAAACCAUAUUCUUCCCAGGAAAGAUGAGAGUGUCUUUCAGGAAGGGUCCAUCUGGCCACCUGAGACAGGACCCUUCAGAGGAGGGUAUGAUAAUUAAAAAAAAUCCUUCCCUUCAGGACAAGUCUGGCGCUCAGAAGCAUGAGCAUGUGAGGACAAAUGCUCUCACUGAGGUCCUUCAGAGGGGAGGGGAUGUAUCCGACCGACUCGAGGUGAUGGGGGAGUACGUGCUACAGUUCGGAAAAUAUAAGGGGAAACUGUACUGGUGGCUCCUAGAGAAUGACGUCGGCUACACCCUCUACUUGAUGGACAAGGUGGACGAGGAGGAGAGAGGUGGGACCUUCAACCCCCAAGGGCCUAGCAAGGACAGCCUGCUGUCGUUUCUGGACUACGCCAGGAGCUUCCAGGAAAUUGAGGAUCUGAGGAAGUACCUGUGCUCCAGGAAGCCUGCCCCACCAGUGGCGUCAGAGGGGGAACAUACUGUCGGCUUUGGAGCCAGAGCCAAAGACACCUGGAAGCAGAUCUGGGAUAGCAGGUCUGAUGGUUAUGCUGCCUUUGUUUUAGGAGUGAAGUGCAUCACUAACAGCAAGAUGUACAACCUUCAGCAGUAUAUCCUCAAGCAGCAGAGGGCUGAGUCCUGUCCACCACCGGCUGAAGGCUGCAUUGCAUCAGCUACCUCCACUCUGACAUCCAGCACUCCAGUGAUGGAGGAGGACGAGGAGCUGGAGAGGGCGAUGUUGAAUCUGUCUCCUUCAAAACUCUACACUGAACGAAGGCCACCAGCAGCAGGCUCCAGAGCCCCGGCUGUGUCCACACCAACAGGAAUUAACAUGUCAGCAAUGAUGCCCACAGGACUUAUCCAACUGCCACUGCCACUGUGUCCAGACCCGAUGGACCUGCUCCUCUGAAAGGUUAUUGGGUUUUUAUACUCCUCACUUGGAUCCAUCUUGAAUCUUUUUCAUACAUAUUAUGUAUAUAUACCCUCAUGUUUGUUUCCGCCUU